CGGAACUACAAUGAGAGAAGGCAGACUUCCAACUCCACUUCCAAACAAUUAUCCCAUUUAACAUUACAAUACCCAUUGUUUACAGUAAAUAUAUUCUUAAAAAAACACUUUAUCGUUGUAAAGAAAAUACAGUGACGUGUGAAUUCGUGAUAAAAGUGAGUUUAAAAAUUGUGGAAUUAAUGAAAAAAGAAAGAAAGAGAUUAUUGUGCUAGUUCGUCUAUUCCUCGUGGCGCUGUAAAGUGAAAAGAUGACGUAGUGCGUGCAUUGCAUUCGAACAGUAAUCAUAUCUAUGGGAAGUGUCUCGGUCUUUUGUAUUUUUCGCGUCCUUCAUUGAAGAAAAAUUCUAUCGCUUGGAGAAAAGUGCCGGUUGUGAAAAUUGGUUUUUAUGUUAAGAAAAUCAUCAUUGACAGUGCAUUGAUAUUCGAAGCCUUCUUGGGUCACGACGCUAGAAAACUUUGGGACGGCUGAUUUUGGAUUCCAUAAAAUACCAAUCUUUAUUGUGAACGGAAGUAAGGGGAAGAAGAAGACUUUCUAAGGAACUUCAGGGAAUUUGCUCUUCGUAAGGAUUCAAGUGGAAAAGUGCGGAAUCCGAAUUUUCGGAUACUGGGGAGUCAAAUGACUUGGAGGCGACACUAAAUCCCGACUUCUACGUGAUGGACAACGAAGACGGAGCUGGGAAGCAGCAAAGAGCUACGCGUGUCUUUAAAAAAUCCAGUCCCAAUGGAAAAAUUACUGUUUACAUUGGAAAACGAGAUUUCGUCGAUCACAUAACCAGUGUUGAUCCGAUUGAUGGAGUUGUAUUAAUAGAUCCGGAAUAUGUGAAGGAUCGGAAGGUGUUUGGCCAUGUCUUGGCCAUGUUUAAAUACGGAAGGGAGGAUUUGGACGUUUUGGGUCUUUCGUUUAAGAAGGAUCUUUACGUCGCUGUCGAUCAAAUUUAUCCAGUUGUCUCCAAGACGGAACCACCGAGACCGCUAACGAGGCUGCAAGAUCGUCUUCUUAGAAAAUUAGGAAUUAAUGCAUAUCCCUUUUAUUUCGAAUUACCACCGCACUAUCCAGCCUCUGUCACGCUACAACCCGCACCAGGUGACACUGGCAAACCAUGUGGCGUUGAUUAUGAAUUAAUGGCAUUCGUUGGGGAAUCUCAAGAUUGUAGAAUACGUCCACGCAACUCGGUAAAACUUGCAAUACGAAAAAUAAUGUACGCUCCGUCCAGACAAGGUGAACAGCCAUCGACCGAAGUUAGCAGAGAAUUUUUAAUGUCGCCAAGCAGGUUACAUAUGGAGGUAUCUCUCGAUAAGGAGCUCUAUCAUCAUGGUGAAACAAUUUCUGUUAAUGUUUACAUAGCUAAUAACAGCAAUCGAACUGUGAAAAAAAUCAAGGUGUCAGUGAGACAAAUCGCCGACAUCUGCCUUUUUUCCACGGCGACCUACAAAUGUACUGUUGCGGAAGUUGAAAGCGAGGAGGGUUGCCCAGUUGGUCCAGGAUUCACGCUGAGCAAAGUGUUUUCCCUGAGACCUCUUCUUGCCAACAACAAAAACAAAUUUGGGCUUGCCCUCGACGGCCAGCUCAAGCACGAAGACACCAAUUUGGCGUCCAGCACGCUUUUGACAGAUUCGUCGCAACGCGAGAACCUUGGAAUUAUCGUUCAAUAUAAAGUCAAAGUGAAACUUUGUCUUGGAGCAUUAGGAGGGGAGUUGGUUGCUGAAUUGCCAUUCACUCUAAUGCAUCCAAAACCGGAAGAGGAAGAACCAGAGAGGAUAGUUGUGGAACCUCCGAGUCCUGUACAUAACAACAAUGCAAAUAAUAAAGAUGAGAACCUGAUUCAGUUGGACGCUGAAGAGGCAGGAGACGACGAUAUAAUAUUCGAGGAUUUCGCACGUCUGAGGUUGAAAGGAGAAGGUGAUGCUUGACCAAACGAACAGAACGGUUGUACCUGUACGGCACGAUAAAUUGUAUUAGUUUUCUCUCGUUUUUUUUUCAUUAAUAUCAACAUCUCAAUAUUCGAAUUCAACGACUGUGGAGAAAACUGGUCUGAAAAACUCAGGGUUCGCCACAAUUCAGGUAAUCAGAUCCAUUCAGGAGAGGUUGACAAUUAGAAAAAAGACUUUUAAUUACAACCUUACAAUUUAAAAGAAAAAAAAAAAUCCAAAGUAAUAUUGCAUUCAACGUUAUGAAGGAUUCUUGAACUAGACUUUAAAUCGCUUUUUAAAAAUUGAGACAAACUCUCUGUUUUUUGAACUUGAAAAAUAGUACCUAAAUAUAAAAAAAAUAGUUCUAAAAAUAGUUCUAAAAAUAGUUCUGAAAAUAGUUCUAAAAAUAGAACAAAAAUAUCAACUCGGAGAGUAAAGUUAAAAAUUUUAAGGGCAAUUAGACUUUAUUUUUAUUUGGGGAAAAUUUGUUUAUUACUAAAUUAUUUAAUGAGAAGUUUGCCUCUCGUGUUUUUAAUUAAUUGAGUGAAACGAUAUUUUUUUUUUUGUACAUAAAGAAGAUUAUUGACUAGCACGCAAGGUCUGUGUGUUUAAAAGAAUUUUAUUUCAGUAUUUUUAAUAUUAUUUAUAAUAAGUAAUGUUUUACGCAACAGACCAAAAGUGGCACAAAAAAAAAACUUUUAAACGAAUUUUUCUUUUUACAAAAAGUAACGGCACAAAAAAAAACUGAAAAAUAUUUUUUGCAGUCUCGUAAGACUAUAAACAUGGCAGAGAAUAUAUUGCCACACAAAAGGACGAAUUUUAAAAUGUAUAUUGUAAAAUGUCGAGUAAAUAAUUGAAAAUGUAAUUUUCAUUUCUCGACUUGUUGUUCAUCGAUUGGCUCCCGGUUGUGUUUCGAAUAUGAAGUUUUUAAUCCCACCGGAAAAUCGGGGAUUUUACUCAAGCCAACUUUGUUCAAAGUACAAGUGGAAAUCCUUUCACGUUCGAAUCGGAUUAGAGUCUAAAUUUUGAAAGUGCUUGCAUGCUUUGCCGUUCGAACUUAUACCAGUUUACUUGUGAUUCAGAACUCGAAAAUCUCAAAUUGGAGAUCGGCCAAGUCUCAAGGCUUAAGUAUUUUUUUCAAAACGAACAAAAAAAAAGAAUUGUUUUACAAAUAAGAAAUGAAUUUUUAAUAUUUGACAAUUUUAUGAAAUAAGUAUGACAA
Leptopilina heterotoma is the source of this 3132-nucleotide messenger RNA. RefSeq names its product beta-arrestin-1 (gene krz). Gene Ontology annotation, cellular component: cytoplasm. The record is from RefSeq and is a predicted model, not a curated record. Gene Ontology annotation, molecular function: G protein-coupled receptor binding. The transcript is spliced from 9 exons. Bases 654 to 1910 code for a protein of 418 amino acids. Gene Ontology annotation, biological process: G protein-coupled receptor internalization; signal transduction. NCBI's taxonomy places the organism in Eukaryota, Metazoa, Arthropoda, Insecta, Hymenoptera, Figitidae.